Messenger RNA from Stereum hirsutum FP-91666 SS1, 411 nucleotides. RefSeq lists its product as uncharacterized. Lineage: Eukaryota; Fungi; Basidiomycota; Agaricomycetes; Russulales; Stereaceae. The transcript has 2 exons. The record is from RefSeq and is a predicted model, not a curated record. Bases 1 to 411 code for a protein of 136 amino acids.
AUGUCAGACGAUCCUGUGCAGUCUCAAUCAUCGAUAUCGCAGAGCGGCCUUGAUGCAGUUCAUCAACACGCCGAGCCUAUCUCGAGCAACUUGAACCACGAGCCGUCAGAGCCUGAGGUGGUCAACACGGAGUCGAGAGGGAUUGGACCCCAAGCCGCCGAUGUCGAAGACCCGACAUCGAGUCCCCCUGCGGACGACGAUGCGCCGUCGGACAGUGGAUCGGAAGCCUCGUACCACACCGCAGAAGAGGAAGAUUCCAUAGACGUUCCCGACGAUGAUCAUGCCAGCCAGCAUAGCACAGAGAGCUACGAUUCAUGGACAUGGUUUGAUCAAUUCCGCAGCCCAGAGAGAGGGAAGAACCGGUGGUACGUCGUCCUCGUUGGACGAGAAACGGGCGUGUUCAAAAAUUAG